Molecule: messenger RNA, 1893 nt
Organism: Venturia canescens
Lineage: Eukaryota; Metazoa; Arthropoda; Insecta; Hymenoptera; Ichneumonidae
Gene: Larp7
Product: La related protein 7
Exons: 5
Coding region: 199-1773 (524 amino acids)
Biological process (GO): RNA processing
Cellular component (GO): ribonucleoprotein complex; nucleus
Molecular function (GO): RNA binding
Source: RefSeq, a predicted model, not a curated record
CACAUAGUUUUUGUAGAUUUUCAUGGAGCGGGUCGUCCGCUGCCGGUACAAUUUCAACGAAACCUAAACAUGUUAUUUGAAUAUUGAAUAACAGGAGUUUGGAGUAUUUGAAGUUUUUGCAGAAAAGUACACAACCCCUUGAAUCCCAUUCAACCGUUUGAUCGAUCGAUAUAUUAUCAGGCAAAGAAGUUGGUUUAAAUGGUCACUGAGGAGCAAGAAUCAGACUUGGGAUUGGUAUCGGAAUCAAUCCCAGUUCCACAAAUGCAUAAUUCUCUACAGCAACCAUGUCAAGAAAUGCAUAAUCAAGGAAACAAUGUGAGAGGAAAACCACGUUUGAGAAAAAAAGCUCUCCAUGCGCUUAUUCUGAAACAAAUGGAAUUUUACUUCAGCGAUGCAAAUCUCAGCAAAGACAGAUUUUUGGGAACACUUAUCAAAUCUGAUCCAUAUGUGGAUUUGGAUGUGUUUCUGCGUUUCAACAAAAUUCGCAUAUUAACAGACGAUGUAAACAGAGUAGCAAAAGCCAUUAAAAACUCAACAAUUCUUUCCUUGUCGGAAGACGGGACAAAAGUAUGUCGCACAACGCCAAUAAAUCCUAGAGAAAAUUGCGAAGCUUGCACAGUUUACGUUCAGGGUUUGCCACCUGAUGCUACUCAUGAAUGGCUCACUAGCUUGUUCUCAAAAUAUGGUCCCAUCGCUUACAUAUCCAUUCCCCGAUAUAAAAACACGAGUAAAAUUAAGGGAUUCGCGUUUGUGGAAUUUGAUAAAGUAGAGGGAGCGAAUGAGUGUCUUAAGGCUUUUGAAGAGAAACACUGCACAUUGCCGUCUCACACAGCACCAAACGAGCUCCUAAGUAUCACAACUUUCACAGACGACAAUCCAUCAAGCGAAGCAACUCCAAUGGAAGAAUCAUCACUUGAGAACACGGAAGCGACCAUUUCCCAAAAACGAAAGGGUGUGAGUGAAGAUAUUUCUGAAGAGGAUGAAUCAAGUUCAAAAAAGGCUCGAAUCGACGCCUCCGAAGGGAAAUCUAACAAAGAAGAUAAGCAAAAGGAGAAAGACAGUGAAAAAUCAGACGCUGCUCAAUCUACGAGCUGCGUUUCGCAAGAUGACGAAGAAAAAGAGAAAAUUACGGAAGGGAAAGAAAGAAAGAAAAAACGAAAGAGAAAACGUCGAAGUAGAGGCGAACAGAUGGACGCGGCAGAUCUGGGCUUGCAAAUAAUGGCAAAGAGAGAUUGGAAACAACUGAGAAACAAAUAUUUACAAUUGCAAAGAAACAAGAUGAAACAAUUGAAGCAGCAUCUUCACAAAGCUCGUUGGAAUCAGUGGGGUAGUUCGAAUAGAAUCGAAGGUGAAGAAGUCGAGAAGAAAAGUACGAAGGAAAAGUCCGAAGUUUCAACUCCGAAAUUCGUUUUCACUCCAGGUGUUAUCGUUAAAAUUGAGUUAGAGGAACCGUGUUCCAAUCCGAAGAACUUUAAAUUGGAAUUGCGAAGCGACACAGCAGUCAAGUACAUCGACGUUCACGAAGGUUCGAGCGAAGCUUUCGUACGUUGCGACACUGCCGAGUCGGCCAAGACAUUUGUCGAGAAAUACAACGAAAAAAGAACUCUCUGCAUCAUUGACGGAGCUGAGGAAAAAGCCUACUGGGAUAAAAUGUCGCAGGAUCGUGAAGAGAAACUUGGUAAAAAGGAUCGUGUCAAACAACGUGGUCGUGAUAAAUUGUUGAAGAAGGCAGAAAAGGAACUUGGGAAACAUAUAAAAUUUGAUGAAGUAUGAAAUUGAGAUAAAUCGUUUGAUGAUUGUAACAGAAAGACAAACGUAAACAUGAAUUUUUGCUUCUGAAAAUUAUUCCUUGUACUUCCAAUAGAAAAAUAAUUUCAUUUAUUUUCAGUGGAA